AUGUCUUCUGUUUUGUUUAUGCAGCUCUACAAAAAUAUUGCAUCUUCACUUAGGCUCAAUCAAACUCAUCCUACUUUGAUUAUGGAAACAUUCAAGAAAAGCUACUAUAAACUUAAUGACAAUGAGAAGACCAUGUUUCUAGACAUUGCUUGUUUCUUUAGUGGAGAAAAUGCUGACUACGUGAUGCAACUUUUUGAAGGGUGUGGUUUCUUUCCACAUGUUGGCAUACAUGUUCUAGUGGAGAAAUGUCUUGUGACUAUUUUAGAAAACAAGAUACAAAUGCAUAAUCUGAUCCAGGACAAAAUGUACAGCUCGAGAGGCAUUUCAGACUAUGGGACGCUUCAAUCAUUAAACUUCUGCUAUAAGAUGAAGAGACCAACUCCACUGGAAAAUAUAACGUAUGGUUUUGAAGAUACUGAAACCAUAUUUCUAGAUAUAUCUAACUUGGAUUUUUGUGUCAAAGCUAAUGCUUUCAAGAAUAUGCAUAAUCUUAGAUUUCUAAAGAUUUAUAGUUCCAACAAUAAAAAUCAUCAAGGACUUCGCAUUCGCAAAGCUCUUGAGUCACUUCCGAAUGGGCUAAGGUUACUCCACUGGGAGUAUUACCCUCUACAAUCAUUGCCACGUGAUUUUGAUCCUAGACACCUUGUUGAACUCAACAUGCCUUAUAGUAAACUUCAGAAACUAUGGGGAGAAAUAAAGAUGCUAAAGACGAUUAGGCUUUCUCAUUCCGAAGAGCUACUUGAAAUUAACGAUUUUCAAAUUUCUCAAAAUAUUGAGGUAAUUGAUCUCCAAGGUUGUAAAAGAUUUCAGAGUUUUCCAGCAACGAGUCAUCUACAACAUCUCCGAGUUAUUAAUCUCUCUGGUUGUGUGGAGAUCAAAAGCUUUGAAGAGGUUCCACCGAAUAUUGAGGCAUUGUAUCUUAGUGGAACUAGUAUAAAACAACUACUAAAACCAAGUGUGAGGCUCUCCCCAGGAUCUAGCCAAGAUCAAGACAGGCUUGUUUGCUUGAAUCAAAAAGAUUGUCAACCUCAUAUCCAGAGUUUAGAUUUUCUCAGAGUUCUUGAUCUCUCUGGUUGCUCAGAGCUCGAAGAGAUUCAUAUUUUCCCAAGAAACCUGAAAGAGUUAAAUCUUUCGGAGACCGCGAUAAGAGAAAUGCCAUCGUCAAUCAGUUGUCUCACUGCACUUGAGGUAUUGGAUUUAACUAAGUGCAAAAGGCUUCAACUCUUGCCCAUGAGAAUGAGUAACUUGACCUCUCUUGUUCAGCUCAUGCUAACUGGCUGCUCAAAGCUUGAGAGUAUUCAAGAUAUUCCAAUGAACCUGGAAGAGCUAUACCUUGCUGAGACCGCCAUAAGAGAAAGAACUUGUUGUAUUCAAUUCGAUGCAGAGAACUGCAAAAAUCUUCAAGACAUGCCUAUGGGAAUGGGUAACUUAAAUUCUCUAGAAACGCUAACGUUAGCUGGCUGCUUAGACCUAGAGGAUAUCCAAGAUCUUCCACGGAGCCUUAAGUUUUUAAAUCUAGCUGAGACACCCAUUAGGAAACUGCCAUCGUCAUUUGAGGAUCUCACUGAUCUGAUUUCACUAGAUUUGAGUCAUUGCAAAAGGUUGCAACAUCUGCAAAUGGGAUUCUCCAAAUCAUUAAUAAGAGUUGAGCUAUAUGGCUGCUCAGAGCUGGAUUAUAUUAUGGGUUUCUCACUUCAAGACAUGGGACAACUUCAUAUAGAUGGGACUGAUAAAGUGAUGUUAUGUGGGCCUCCUCCAUGUAAUGUCAUCUUAGUAUGGGAGAACUGGAGAACAUUUCAUGUGACGCCAAGGAAAAAGAAUGGCUCCAAAUCUUUACUCACGCUUACAUCACUUCUGGCCACGCCAUAUCAAUCGAAGCUGCCUUCUUCAUUGUUUUUUUCCUUGGUGUCAAGUAUCUACACAUUGGUCUCUUUGUGUCUCAGUAAUGCAUACCUAUUGGACAUACAUAUACCUCAAGAGAUAGGUCAUUUUCCUUCACUCAAGACAUUGGAUCUCAGCAGAAACGGCUUUAGCAAGCUUCCUGAAAGCAUCAAGGAGCUUUGUAAUUUGGAAAGUUUUAUAUUAUGUCAUUGCAAAAACCUCAAAUCACUCCCAGUGCUUCCCCAAAGUUUAGAGUAUUUGAAUGCACAUGGUUGCGUGUCUCUGAAGAAUAUUCAAAGGAGCUUCGAGAAGUUUCCAAGACAUUGCACAUUCAGCAAUUGUUUUAAUCUUUCUUCAGAUUUAGUUAAGGAGAUUUUUGACGCUAGUGUAGCUCACAUGGCCAGAGAACAUACACAGAAGCUCAUCACAGCACAAGUUAUCAGUUUCUCUAUUCCAGCAUUCACUGGUCUGAAUUCCAUCUUUCACUUGCAACGGAGUUCAUCAGUGAAGAUACAGUUAACUCCUCAUAUAAAAACUCUUUUAGGGUUUCGAAUAUCAGUUGUAGUUGCGUAUUGGGAUGGCUCCUACAAUGCUGCUGGUUUUGGCAUUAGGUGUGUAUGCAGAUGGAAAAACAAGAAAGGCAUCUCACGUCGACUUGAGACAAUUUUCUAUUGUUGGACUACAGAGGAAGUUGCCCAAAAAGUUCCAAAAAGUCACAUGUUUGUCUUCUGUGAUGUCUCAAUGCAUCCAGGUGCUGCUGCUGAAGGGAAUGACCAUGACAUAUUGGAUGAUUUAGUUGUAUUUCAAUUUGAUACUGUUAACGAGCAGAACAGGCUUCUUGAUGAUUACUGCACUGUUACAGAAUGUGGAGUAGAUGUAAUUACUACAAAAACAGAACAAACAAGUUUUAACUUGAGGCGACCGGCUACUGUCUUGGACAACGUUGAGAUUUCUUCGUAUGUGUCACCACCAUACAAGAAGCGAAAACAAAGCUUUUCACGAUCAAAAGACACUGAAAUGGAGCACGACAGGAAGAUCUUGGAUGAGGAUGGGAAGAUGAUUGAGAAGAUUGUUAUUGAUGUUUCAAAGCAAGUGGAUGUCAUGGAACCAAAUAUAGUUGAUGAAAUGUUGUUUCAGAAGGAGUAA
Molecule: messenger RNA, 3027 nt
Organism: Thlaspi arvense
Lineage: Eukaryota; Viridiplantae; Streptophyta; Magnoliopsida; Brassicales; Brassicaceae
Source: the annotation of a GenBank genome assembly